CCACAAUCUGCGGCAUAACUAUCUGGGGACAUCAAGACUCCUUGCUAGAGUUUCUAUAAGAACAAUCUGGGCGCAAAUGUUAUCACUACCUCCACACAAGCUUUGUUUGAUGGCAUACUUCACGAGAUCCCUUUCUUUCUUCUUCCUCCUAGCACUAGUGCUCUUCUCUUCUCCCCAAAUCCAAGCCAGAGAGAGUAAAUUUUUUAACAAAUUCACCCACAUUAGUUCUAGCAAUAAGAUCCCUCAGUAUGAAAUAUCACCACCUACACCUACACCAGCACCAGCGCCAGCUGAAUUUGAAGUGUCAGUUCCAGCACCAGUACCAGCAUUGGCACCAUCUUUAUUCCCCGCUACAAAAGGGACUGAGACAACUAUACUUGAUGAAAGAGAUCUUCUGAAUGAGCAACUCAGUACUGCUGAAAACUAUGAGACAGGCAAUCAAAAUAGCAACUACAACAAGAAUCUUUACAACGGCAACUACAACAACAAUGGCUAUAGCAAUACAGGCUACACCCCAGUCAACUACAACAACCUUGGUUACUCUAACAAUUACAAUCGCAAUGGCUAUGAGACUGAGAAGCAAGGAAUGAGCGACACAAGAUUUAUGCAGAAUUACAACGAGUACACCACCGAGAACAAUGGCUACACCAGCAAUUAUAAUAACGAUGGCCAUACCGGUAACACAGGCUACAACACCAACUACAACAACAAUGUCUAUUCUAGCAACUACAAUACCAACGGCAAUGAGAAUGAGAAACAAGGGAUGAGUGACACGCGAUUUCUUGAGAGCGGAAAGUACUACUAUGACGUGAAGAAUGAGAAUAAUUACCCUGCCACAUAUGAAUCAGAGAGACAGUCGGGCACCGUUAAGAAUGGAAGAUCUUAUGGAAAUACACAGAGCGCCUAUGAGUUCAAUUCCAUGGAAGAGUACGAGAACCAGCUGCGGGGGUAUCAAGUGAACCCAGAGAACUAUGUGCCUUGAAAACCACACUUGAAUGUUUAGUGACCCCAAAGGAAUCAAACUGAAAAACAGAACUUCAAAACUAAGCAAUGGCUUUUUUAUUUUGGUUUAUAAUUUUAUACAUUUGUUUUGCAAAUCAAAGGAAACAAUAGUUUUGCAGUUUGUGCA
Messenger RNA from Mangifera indica (mango), 1129 nucleotides. Its product is annotated as protein E6-like. The record is from RefSeq and is a predicted model, not a curated record. The coding region runs from base 77 to 982 and encodes 301 amino acids. The transcript has a single exon. Lineage: Eukaryota; Viridiplantae; Streptophyta; Magnoliopsida; Sapindales; Anacardiaceae.